Molecule: messenger RNA, 8736 nt
Organism: Ictidomys tridecemlineatus (thirteen-lined ground squirrel)
Lineage: Eukaryota; Metazoa; Chordata; Mammalia; Rodentia; Sciuridae
Source: RefSeq, a predicted model, not a curated record
AUAUUUUUAAAAGAUGUUUGGUAAAUUUGUCUCAUGAGACUCAUUUUUCGGGGCUGGGAAUGUAGUUUGGUGGCAGAGUGCUUGCCUAGCAUGUAUGAGGCCCUGGGUUGGAUCACCAGCGCAGCAUACUGAACAAAAACGAGACAGUUAUUUAUUUGUAUUUUUUUUUUGUAAUAUUGGGGAUUAAAUAGGGCCUCAUGCGUAUUAGGCAAGCACUGUAUCACACCCCCAACCCCAUAUUUAUUUUUACUAGGUCAAGAAAGGUAAAAAUGCAAAAUUAUUCAAUAAUAAAAUUUAAUAAAACUUAAAAACAAAAACCAAAGAUGCAUCCUUAAUUUUCCCUUUCACCUUAUAAUCAAACUAUCACCUCCAUCUUUAGAGUUUACCUAUUAUCUCUGUAGUUGGUUCCCAUUUUAAAUACUGCCACCUGCUCCUUCAAUACCAUCAUCUCACCUGGCCUACUGGAGCUGUUCACAAUUAAUUUCCCAGUAUUCCUUUCACCACACUGCAGCCAGAUGAAGUGUUACAUAAAUCUGACUCUUAAAAUGCUAUUGGUAUUCCUGUCAUCACUUGUAGAAUAAAAUCUAAACUCCUUAUGGUGUUGUGAAGCUCUUCAUGAUUUUGUUCAUGUCCACCUCGCUCACUUUUUGUCACUCUACCCCUUCAUCCAUUUUAUUCUGCAACUGCCUUCCCUCCCUCCCCCCAUCCCCCGACCCCACUUGUGAAGCUCAUUUUUCUUCAAGGGCUUUGUGCUAUCUGUUCCUCCACCAACCGUGUUUCCUUGUUUUCAACCUGGCUUGUAAAGAUCUUAAAUAUCUCUACCGCAGACAGGUUUUUUUCCUGUUUUGUUUUUGGUUUUGUUAGCCCAAUGAAAAAAUAACAGUAAUUUCUUAGUAUGCCAUGUAUACUUCUUACAGCACUUAUCACCAUUUAUUACUUGUAUGGUUCUGUUUUCUACUUUCUAUUGUAAGAAUAGUUGAUCUGAGACAUGUUGGCUGUAAUUUCAUUGCUAUACAUGCUUAAUAAUAGACCUAAUAGAUACUUAAUUAAUAUCUACUGAAUGAAUAAAGGGUUCCACCACAGCCUAUGUAGGUACAUCAAUGAAAGGUCCUUGUAAAGUAUUUAGGAAAGCCACAUUUUAAAAUGUUAUAUAGUAUUCUCAUUUAUAAAGGAAAUUUUGUAUAAUAGAAAGAACCUGAGUUUCAUUAUCUCAUAGGAAUAGCAAUGCCUAUUUUAUAGAAUUGUUUUAAGAAUUUAAAAAGCAUCUAUCAAUUGCCAGAAUUUUACUUGGCAUACAGAACAGGUCUCGAUUUUUGAAUUUGAAUAUGGGCACAUUUUAAAAAUCAAAUUUAUAGAAAGUAUUUUUAUUUUGAAAGAUUAAUGGCAGUGCAAUAUAGGCCUUUUGGAAAAUAUUUUUCUUCCACCCCUCAUUUAUGACCCCCCCCAAAACACAUACUCCAACAUUGUCUCCUUCUCUCCUUGUCUAUCUUCCUCUCACAUCCAUUCUCAAAUUAUAAAAGAUCUUGUCUCAUGUUAGAGGUUUAGGUAAAGCAGUGUUUCAUUUUUUUCAGUGAAAACCGUGAUUUUAAAAGUCACACAAACUUCCUUGGACAUUUUGAUAAAUUAUUCAAACAGGUAUUCAAAGUAUAGUUUAUCUCUUUGUUUUUAGAAGUGUGGUUUGACAAGCUUUUUAAAAUUAGGUUUAUUGAGAUAUAACUCACAUGCCAUACCAUACAAUUCACCCAUUUAGCAUGUAUAAUUCAGUGUUUUUAGAGUGAUGUAACCAUUGCCACAGUCAGUUUCAGGACAUUUUUAUUACUCCAGAAAGAAACCCAUAGCUCUUAAUCUCCCCCAACACCUCUUCCCUCCUUUCCCAGCCCAAGGCAACCACUCAUCUUUUUCCUGUCCCUAAAGGUUUGCCUAUUAUGGCCAUUUCAUAGAAAUGGACAUACAGUGUUCUUUUGGGUCUAUCUUCUUUUACUUAGCAUAAAGUUUUCAUAGUUCAAUAUUCAUGUUAUAGCAUGCUUUAGCACCUCAUUUGUUUUUAUAGCUGAAUUGUAUGCUUUUGGAUGAAUAUACCACAUCUUGGUUAUUCCCUUUUCACUUGAUAGAAACUUGGAGUCUUUCCACUUUUUGGCAGUUAUGUGUCUGCUCAUAGCAAUAUUCAUAUGAAUUUUUGUAUGGAUGUAUAUUUUCAUUUCUUUUAUAUAUAUACACAUAGGAGUAAAAUUGCUGUGUCAUAUGGUAAUUCCAAGGUUAAACCUUCUGCCCGACUAUUUUCUAGAGUGGUUUUGCUACUUAUAUUUUCACUAGCAGUGUAUUAGUUUAAUGAGGUUCCAUUUUCUCUGUAUCCUUGCUAACACUAAUUAUCUGAGGACCAGCUUUUUGUUUGUUUUUAAUGACAAACCUGGAAAGCAGUGUGAAAGGUUUUGAGAGUGAGACACAAUGUAUUAGAAAGAAUAAUGGAUUCUCUCCAUAUUUUUCUGAUCUUUCCACAGGCCUACUCCUGACUUACAGAUAAAUAAACUGAGGAGAGAGAAAUGGAAUGUUUUAAGGGUGUAGUGAUGUUUAGAGGCUAAGUAGAAAGAGAUGCCACUAACAGGAAUUCAGAUAAGAUAAAGAAUAUUUUUCCCCUUCUAUCCUUCCUACCUGUUGUCAAGGAAGACAGUUUCUUUGGAACAUUUUUAAAAUUGACACUCUUUAUAAGACAUGGAAGUAGUUUUGUUUGGCAGGUGUAAGUGUGUGUGUGUGUGUGUGUGUGUGUGUGUGUGUGUGUGUGUGUUGGCAGUUUCAAAGGCCACCCAGGAAACAGCAUCCUGUGGGGGUGGGGGUGGGGGAGAGGACUACAUAGUAUAGUGGAAAGUAGACAGGCUUUCAGUCAGAGACCUGAAUAAGUUUGAUUCUGUUUUUAUACCACUUACUGACAGUAGUACCUUGGGCAAGUUAUUUAAUCUCUGAGCUUCAGUUUUCUCAUCAGUAAGUCUCUGUACGAUAGCUUAAAAAACUAAGUCAGAUAAUCUAAAGGCAGGUUAGGUUCUGACAUAGAACAGGCAUGUAAUGAAUGCUGGUUUCUUCCCUAGAAAAAGUUUGACAUGGGAUGAAAAAGGAUCAAGAACAUAGUUCUAGAGAAUCUUUUGUUAAUAGCUUUGGGCUCUUUUGCUCAUUUCCUUAUAAUAUAGAAGGGUGGCAGUGACCACAGAACUCCAGAGUAACCUGAUGGGAAGCGAUGCUGCUGAACUUUCAGAUGAUUCUUUUGAAAGUUCAAGCAAAACACUUGGACAACCUGAAAAAGAAAUGAAGAAGAAAGAUAUAGUGCCUUGGUGGAUAACUGAAGAUGAGUUUGAAGAUGGUGGCCUGCUUGGAACAAAUGUAAGCUAUUUGAAAACAAAGAGGACUUCUCAACCUGUUGUGGAAACAGAAGAGGAUUCUGCUGAAAAAAUUCAAUUUCUGAAGAGCAGUGGAACCUCUAUCUUAAGUGUUGACAGCUUAGAAACAAAUGAACUAGUAGUUUCUGAGCUGAAUCAUAGUAUUAUUGGAUUGGGAUUGGACACAUUAGAAGAACAAGAGGAAAAAGAACAGUUUUUUGCCAGGCUUGAGAAAGGCUUGACUUCAUCCAUUGAUUAUUCAAGAUUGAAUAAGGAAUUGGAUUCUAAUGAUUCCACGCAUUGUAAAGCUUUACAUAGUUACCAAGCUAAUGUGGAAUUAACUGACAUCGAACAUGAAACUGAAUCAAAACAUGAAGAAUCCCCAGAAAAUUACACGGAUGAUUUUGAAGAUGCAGAGGAUAUAGGUGUACCUUUGAUUUCUAAAGAUGAAGAGACUCAUUCCAAGGAAAAUCUCAAAUCAGAAAAAAUAAAUGUACCCAAACAGGAAGAAGAGAAAACCGGUAUGCUGGCUAAUGUUGUGCUGCUUGAUUCAUUAGAUUCUAUUGAAGAGGUAAACCUUGAUGAACAAGAUAAAGCAACAACUAAGCCAGAGGCCCUACCAGAAAAGACUGAAAAUGAAAUGACAGGAACAGGCCUGUCUUAUGGACAGAGCAAUAGUGACAUUGAAGCCCUACAUCAUGCUUAUUGUCAUAUAGCUCAUUCUUUGGAAGAUGCAGAAGAACAAAGAACUGAGAGUUUUACAGUAGAAAAUAUCAAGAACUCAGUGAAAGAUCAUCCUCAAGAAAAUGAAGAGUCUUCAAAAAACAUCUCUACUACUGAAUCUGAUCUGCCCACAAUAGAGGAGCUAAUGAAACCUAUCAGAAUAGAUUCUUUUGGGAUCACUGGUCUUGAUUUACAACCUGUCAGACACACUCAUCUUCUCCCUAAAGCAGAUAGCCCAAAGUACCACUCAGGACUGCCUCCAUUUGAAGGACCAGGAUUUCCUGAUGAAGCGCAGUCCUCUCCAUUAGGUUUGGGUGUGGCUCCACCUUGCCCACCAAUGGAUGAAGUAAAAAGUUCUAACAAAGUGACUGAUAGUAAAGAAGCUGAAUAUGUUAGCUCUUUACCCCUUAAAAUGAAUGCAAAUAUUAUGUCUCAAGACCCAAGACACGUGAACCAGUAUUUUGACAAAAAUGAGAACGUGAUUUUACAAAAGACAACAAAUGAAAGUAUGAAAAAUAGCUGUCCAGUGGUAACUGCUAUGGAAGAACACAUUGAUAAAAUGUACCUUGAUAUUUUGAAGAAAAAAAUAUCUGUUGAUACUUCAUUAUUACCUCGGGAUGACAAAACGAACAAAACUUUUAGAUCUCAAUUCAGUUCUGGAGAAGGAACUGUAACUGGUAAACAAGUGCCAUACAAGAAGGCCAGAAGUGCACCUCCUUUGCUUAAAAGAAAACCCCAGAGUGGAUUAUAUGCAUCCGUUAGGAGCUCGGGCUAUGGCAAACCCAGUUCACCACUCAAGAUGUUUUCUACCUUUGAAAAGAAAACUUCAAAGGACAUUGGGAGAGGCAAGAACUUGAGAUCCAUUUCUACCUCAAAUCAAGCUAGGAAAAAAGAUAUCUUAUCUGGAACAAAACUCAUCAAGCCUGCAACUUUGAAUAAACUGACUCCCAAAAGUGAAGGUUGCCUGACCACUCCUAAUAAGUCUGAAGAUCAUACAGCAGCUGAUUCUUAUGUUCAGCUUCAGACUGAUUCUUCAGGAUACUGUGGUGAAAACAAAGAGAAAGAAUCAUUCAUGUUUAAAAGAGUUCAGGAAGCAGAGGAGAAAUGGAGGGGCGCACAGGCCCUAAUUGAGCAAAUUAAAGUCACAUUCUCAGAAAAAGAAAAAGAACUAGAAAGUAAGUUGGAAGAACAAAAAAGAGAGCAAGAAAAAGAGAUACUCAAAUUGAAUCAAGAAAAUUAUAUUCUUCAAGCCAAGUUAAGUGGCUUUGAAGAAACAAACAGAAAACAAAGAUGGUUACAUUUUGGAGACAUAACUGAUCCUGUCACUGGAGAAAAAUUGAAGCAAAUCCAAAAAGAAAUACAAGAACAAGAGACACUUCUUCAAGGAUAUCAACAGGAAAAUGAACGUUUAUAUAAUCAAGUGAAAGAUCUCCAAGACCAAAACAAGAAAAAUGAAGAGCGAAUGUUUAAGGAAAACCAGAGUUUAUUCAGUGAGUUAGCCUCCUUAAAAGAACAGAUACACAGAAGUCGAUUCCUGUCUCAUGCAGUUGAAGAUUCAGAACCCACCAGAAACCAGAGUUUUACAGAUCUAUUAGCAGAACUACGGGUGGUACAGAAAGAAAAAUACGGUUUAUUAGAAGACAUCAAAAGAUUGAAGCAAGACAAACAAGGUCUUGAAGUAGACUUAGAAAAAAUGAAGAAGGAGCGGGACCAAGCCAAAGAUCAGAUUGCUUAUGCCACUGGUGAAAAAUUAUAUGAAAUAAAAAUUUUAGAAGAAACACAUAAACAAGAAAUCAGUCGUCUGCAAAAAAGGUUACAAUGGUAUGCUGAAAAUCAGGAACUUCUGGACAAAGAUGCAACUCGGCUUAAGGAAGCAAAUGAAGAAAUUGAGAAGCUGAAACUUGAGGUUGAGAAAUUGAAAGCCGAAUCUGGGAAUUCAUCUGCUCAGCAAAAAUUACGUUCAAAAGAUAGAGCAUGUGAUGCCAAAAAAAUUCAAGAUCUGGAGCGACAAGUUAAGGAAAUGGAAGGAAUUCUGAAGAGAAGAUAUCCCAAUUCUUUACCUGCUUUAAUAUUGGCUGCAUCAGCAGCUGGUGAUACAGUAGAUAGAAACACAGUGGAAUUUAUGGAAAAAAGGAUAAAAAAUCUAGAAGCUGAUCUGGAGGGUAAAGAUGAAGAAGCAAAGAAAAGCCUGCGUACCAUGGAACAACAGUUUCAGAAAAUGAAGAUUCAGUAUGAACAACGACUAGAGCAGCAGGAACAGUUACUCGCUUUCAAAUUGAAAGAAACACCCCAAAACCAACGAGACAGCUCCUCAAGGGUUAAAGCACUAGAGACGGAACUUGAGGACCUUAAGGAGGCCCAUCAAGUCACUGUAAGGAACCUUGAAGCAGAAAUAAAUGUUCUCAAACACCAGAAUGCUGAAUUAGAGCUCAAGAAAAACAGCAAAGAUGAUAAAGAUUUACAGUCUAUAGAAUUCCAGGUGGAGCAGGCUCAUGCUAAAGCUAAACUGGCGAGACUCAAUGAAGAACUGGCUGCAAAAGGAAGAGAAAUACAAGACCUUUCAAAAACUGUGGAGAAGCUUCAGAAGGAGAGAAGAAUGAUGUUGUCUAGUCAGAACUCAAAGGGCAGAGAAGAAAUGAAUGUCAAAAGGUUGAAGAAAGAUGUUUUGCAUCCAAAUAAACGAAAUGCAAACUCCUCUGGAACCAUGGAUAAAAAGUUGUACCAGCCACAAACUUUUACUGAUUCUCAUCUUUCAGAGGUUUUGCAAGAAAACUACAGAUUAAAAAAUGAACUAGAGGGAUUAGUGUUGGAGAGAAAUAAGCUGAAGAUGGAAUCUGAAGCAGCAGUGAACCAAUUUGAAAACUCCAUGAAGAGGGUCAAGGAAGAUACUGCAGCACAUAUUGCAUCCCUCAAAGCAUCUCAUCAGAGGGAAGUAGAGAAACUCCUUUGUCAAAAUGCAGUCGAAAAUUCUUCUUCCAAAGUAGCUGAACUGAAUCGUAAAAUAGCAACUCAAGAGGUACUUAUAAAACAUUUCCAAAGUCAAAUUAAUGAGCUGCAAGGUAAUCAAGAAUCUCUUACAGUUUCUCAAGUUCGAGAAGAAAUCCUACAGAAAGAGAUUGCAAAACUCUUAGAAGAAUUGAGAGAAGCCAAAGAAAACCAUACACCAGAGAUGAAACAUUUCAUGAGCUUAGAAAAGAAAAUUAAGCAGAUGGAAAUGAGACAUAAGCAAAGAGAACAGGAACUUCAACAGAUAAUACAGCAAACACACCAAGUUGUGGAAACCGAGCAAAACAAAGAAAUUGAGAAAUGGAAAAAACUCGCACAGUUGAAGAAUUACGAGCUGGACAAAUUUCGCACAGAAUUAGACUCAAUACUGGAUGUCCUUCGGGAGCUGCACCGGCAGGGGGUGGUUGUGCCAGUUGCUUUUGCAAAUCAAGUAAAUGCACCAAAGUUUUGCUAGAAACUCAGAUUCAUAUGACCUCAUUGAAAGGUCUAAAGAUGGAUGAAAAUGUACUAUUGUCGGAAAGACAGCUUUUGACAAUUAAGUGUCUGCCAGAAGCAAACAACACCAAAGCAACAUUUUAAAAUAAUCUGCACUAACAGGGAAAAUAAGUAAAUAAAAGCAUCAUGGUAUGUUUUUAACAAAAAGCAUUAACUAAUCACAUUUUAAAUGACUAUGGACAGGUUCCUUAAUGUCAGAUGCUUAUAACUAGUUAAGAUUUACUAUAAAAGGUCUCACAUUCUAGAAAUGGAAAGAAAAAGAAAUUGCACAUUCUCUGCCACAUUAUUAUUGACCAAGUAUGUAUUCUUAAUUUUCUUUGUGACAGAAAAACACUUCCUCUUUCUCAUGAAAAUGAGUAAAAGCUUGUAAGCCCAGUGGCAUGGACAUCUCCUGGAUCCUAGCCAAGUUAGAAUUUCCCUAGUAAUUGAGAUGAGAAUUGUAAUUGAGAUGGUGAAUUCUUAUGUCCUCCUAGUUUUCUGCUACUUCCUCUAGGUGGCUUUUUUUCUUUAACCCGAUAGAAAGUAGAAAAUACAUUUAACAAGUAAUAGGGGAGUUUGAUUUUCCAUUGUUUUAGUCUGUGUCCUAAUUUUUUGUAAUUCUAAAAUUAUGAACAAUAUAAUUUUUAUCUUUUCUGUUGAAAAAUAUCUGUCCAUUAGAAAAAAUACAGAUAUGCAUAAAAGUAGCUGCACUGUUAUGUUACAAUUCCCAUUUUUAAAACAGAUAGGAAAUAUGUGAGAGAAAGCUUUAGCCAGUUUGUUCUAAAAGUUCUAGACCAGCACUAAUGAAAUGUAUGAGCUAUAUGUGUAAUUUGUAAUUUUGUAGUAGCAACACUUAAAAAGGUAAGAAAUAAAAAUUGAAUUUGGGAAUUUUUUUUCAUAGAAAGCCUUCAGAAUAUAUAUUUAUAGCACAUUUCAAUUUGGAAAAGCCACAGCCAAGUAUUUAGUGAUUACAUAAGUGCAAUUAUAAAAUAAUAAUUACAGGGUAAAUACUUUAUGAAGGACUGGUAACCUAGAUCUUGGCGAAAUUGUGGGCAACCAGUGUAAGGUAUGAAAGUUAUUAAAUAAAGGAUGUAAUUAUUGUCUUAACAUUCAACAUUUUUAAUGUAUCUUUCCUAAAAAGAUAGUAAAAUUAUUAUAGUUUACUGUU